Botrytis byssoidea is the source of this 261-nucleotide messenger RNA. RefSeq lists its product as uncharacterized. NCBI's taxonomy places the organism in Eukaryota, Fungi, Ascomycota, Leotiomycetes, Helotiales, Sclerotiniaceae. The transcript has a single exon. Bases 1 to 261 code for a protein of 86 amino acids. The record is from RefSeq and is a predicted model, not a curated record.
AUGCUGAGAAGGGGGAUGGCUGGUAGAGGUAAAAAGAUUUUUUGGGGGGGGGGUAUUUGCACUUUCAUUAUCAUUCUCGCUACUGCUGCGGCCGCUGGGACUAUUGCUGUUGAUACUACUGAUACCACUGAUACUACAAGUACUACCAAUACUACAAGUACUACUAAUUCUGCUGAUGUUGUUAGUGCUGCCGCUUCCCCUACCUCUGUUGCUGCCGCUGCUGGGGUAAGUGGUGAAUGGAAGAGAGAUACGAUCAAGUGA